AUGGCGAGCAACUACAGCCAGCGCUCUCUAACAGUUCUGUGCCUGCUGGGAGUUUUAUCCGCCAUCAUGUCCGUUCUGUCUGUUAUUUUAAUCUUCCAGCUUCAGUCCCAACAAGCAGCAGUGAAGGAGGAAUCUAGCCCGCCCAGGUCGUCCCUUUUCCCCGCGGGCGUGUGGGCCGUGCUGCUGCCGGUGGCCACGGUCCUCAGCGCGCUGUCGCUCACCCUCAACCUGAGCUCCGUGGUGGUGUGUCUGCUUCACGCAUACUUUUCAACGGAGGUUUGCAGAGGGGAGAGGGAUUCAGAAAGAGCAGACUGGUUCUUUUUGGACAGCAGAGCAAUACGACAUGUGGCUGUUGGGCUCUUUUGCAUGGGAGUCUCUGUGUACUUAGCAGCCAUGUCUGCCUUUAUGCUGUUGACAUUUGAACUGGAGACAGGCCUCGCAAGUGCCUGCGUGCUGUUGUCUGGAAUACCCAUUUUACUAAUUGUAGUCAUCCAUUCCCUGAUCAAAGUAUCCCAGAGCGCCAAGAAAUAUCACUCCGACCACAUUGGCGCUUUAUAUCAAAAUGACCAUAGUAACAGCAAUGCAGCCCUCUCUCGACCGUGUGAGCUCAAGAUUGGCGUGGACAAACCCCGGAUGCACCGCACCCAGUCUUACCUGGUGCAUAACAUGAUGUAUCCUCCAUGUGGAAACCCAAGCCCAGAAUACCCUCAGCGCCCUCAAUUUUCCACAACUGAGGCGACUCACGACCAGGGCAGUCCUAACGAUGGCUACAGCAGUGGAGGAAGCAGUUCGAGAAUACACCGGACACUAUCCAGUGACACGGCCUUACUGCAGGCUCAAGUCAAGCCGUGGAACGGAGUAAACAAUGAGAUGAGGAGCGUACUUGCACGGAAGUCUGGGAUUUCUGCCAAAGACUCUACUCUUGUGUGA
Messenger RNA from Knipowitschia caucasica, 930 nucleotides. The record is from the annotation of a GenBank genome assembly. NCBI's taxonomy places the organism in Eukaryota, Metazoa, Chordata, Actinopteri, Gobiiformes, Gobiidae.